GAUGCUAUAUUAUACUACCAGCAACCUAAUAUGAAUGUACCUGAAAACAAUUCUGAUCAUUAUUAUCAACUUACCUUAAGCGAUGAUUUAUGGCUUCAGCAGACACGUGACUUUGGCUCAUUUUGCUUUGGUAUUGAUGGAAAGUACGACUUAGACAGUGAUGGGGCACCAAUUUUAUCUUUAGUAGUUGAGGAUAAUGCAGGUUACAGAACUUCAAUUGCAUUUGGACUAUCAAAUAAAGAAAAUAAUCAUACGAUUAGACUUGCCAUAGAAGCUGUUCAGCACAAUAUUCUGUGUAAUGAAAUUGAUUGCAUGCAUGAAUAUGAAUAUAUGGAGUUACCAAAUAGUAAAGGAUUUAUGAGAGCCUGGUGGUAUGCACAAUGA
This is a messenger RNA of Racocetra persica, 384 nucleotides long. Lineage: Eukaryota; Fungi; Glomeromycota; Glomeromycetes; Diversisporales; Gigasporaceae. The record is from the annotation of a GenBank genome assembly.